AUGUCAGAGGAUCUAGCAAAGCAGCUGGCAAGCUACAAAGCUCAACUCCAGCAAGUUGAAGCUGCGUUGUCUGGAAAUGGAGAAAAUGAAGAUUUGUUAAAAUUAAAGAAAGAUUUACAAUGGCUCUCUGCAUCCCCGAAACACCUUCCUUCAGUAAGCAGAGUGCUUGAGUGCACCCCCUUUGACCUGCUGAUAUGUAGAUCACAACAUCUGAUGCUUCCUGGAAUUGCCGAUUACUGUAACUGCUGCCCAUCUGUCAAUGAAGGAGCAGUUUCAGAACUCAGACUUGGGGGAGGAAAAGUAAUUAAUGGAAGUUAUAGAACUAACCAAAGACCUUCUGUCAACUCAGCCUUCUGAAACUCUUGCAAGUUCAGACAGUUUUGCUUCUACUCAGCCCACUCAUUCAUGGAAAGUAGGAGACAAGUGUAUGGCAAUCUGGAGUGAAGAUGGACAGUGUUAUGAAGCGGAGAUUGAGGAGAUAGAUGAAGAAAACGGCACUGCUGCAAUCACCUUUGCUGGCUAUGGCAAUGCUGAAGUGACCCCACUGUUGAACCUCAAGCCUGUAGAAGAAGGAAGGAAGGCAAAGGAGGACAGUGGCAACAAACCCAUGUCAAAAAAAGAAAUGAUUGCCCAGCAGCGUGAAUAUAAAAAGAAGAAAGCUUUGAAAAAAGCACAGAGAAUAAAAGAACUUGAGCAGGAGAGAGAGGACCAGAAGGUGAAAUGGCAACAGUUCAACAACAGAGCCUAUUCUAAAAACAAAAAAGGCCAGGUAAAGAGGAGUAUUUUUGCUUCACCUGAGAGUGUAACUGGCAAAGUUGGAGUAGGAACUUGUGGAAUUGCUGAUAAACCUAUGACACAGUAUCAAGAUACCUCUAAAUACAAUGUUAGGCAUUUGAUGCCUCAAUAAUCAGAAAAACUGUUGGAUUUCAUCUCUGCAGGGCUUUACAUUUACCUUUUUAUCCUUAUAUUUUUCUAAAGGUAAAUUAUUUGUUAGAUGAGUAAGGAAGAUACCAUUGUCGUCAUUGUUUGACUUCAGUAGAAUGAAACUUGAAGAAAUUGCAUUUGAUAACUGCUAUUCAUUUAAACUUUUCAUUACUACUACCACAGUUUCCUCAAAGUUUGUUGGAUAAAACAACCUUUUCUAGAUAGAUGCUGCAUAAAUACAGCACUUAGAUGAAUUAUUGAUCUUCCUAAUAUCAGGCCCCCACUUAAUGGAUGGUAUAUACUUUUUGUAAAGUCCUAACUGGGAAUUUUCAGAUGCUCUGAACUUGCCACAUAUUCUAGCAAUUCACUGGAACAUCAAGGCAAAACACCAAUCUGAUACAUCGUCUCUUCUUUUUUUUUUCUUCAACUUAAAUUUAGCUGUUGCCCGGUUAAGCCUAAAAAUAGGUUAAUUUGUAAGUGGCAAAUUUGUUUUGAGGUUUUUCCUUCAAUAACUUGUUUCCUAAGCCUGUUAGGCCAUUUCUAAAGUUGAUCCAGCUCUUCAUUCUUUUCAUUGAAUUUUAGUUUAUGUAAGAAACCAUGUUUAGGACCAGCUACUUUUUCUAAUGUUUUUUGGGUUUGUUUGUUUUUUUUUGUUUUUUUUUUUUGUAUGUUUGCUUUUUUUCCUGCAUUGAUUUUCACUUAAUGGUAGUGAAAUGUUUAUAUGAGAAAACAAAAAGCUGAUGUAUAGCCCUGUAUACAGUGUAGAUACUAUUUUUGUAAAAAAAAAAAAAAACCAAGCCUAAAUUAAUGAACAAGAGUACUGAAUGUUUCAUCAUUAUAAUUUUACUGUAUUUCUUGUGCAUUAAUCUGACCAUAAUUUCCCUGUAUAUUAUGUUCAUGUAGCUGAGUUUGUAAUUUUUGUUAACUAGAUCAAGUUGUCAGCAUUUGCUGGUAUAAGUGAACAUCACAAUUAUCCAGAGUUGAGUUCAAGCCAAAUAUAUGCAUAGAAAAGGGUCUUCCUAUUAAUGGAAGAUGGUAAUUUUUAGAAUGUGUGUUAAUUUCAGUUUUUGUAUGUUUAACUUUUAUUAAAUAAAGUGUUUUUAAAAUCUCCAGGGUGUGUUAACAAAAGGGGGUGAAGUCUUAGCUGCCAGCAUUGAUAUAAUGAUUAAGCAUACAUCAUUUCCACAGAAAAGAAUAUUGAGUAUGCGAUAAAGGUUUUGAUAAAUCCUAGGUACUCCUAUUAGACAUGAGAUUGGAUCCUAAAGGACAAGUCGGUUUUAAGGGUUUGUGUUGUGUGUAGAGGUGUUUGUAAAUUUUUGGUGGAGGGUGAAAAUAAAAAUUUUUAUUUCAUGAA
This is a messenger RNA of Camelus dromedarius (Arabian camel), 2278 nucleotides long. It is a transcript of the gene SMNDC1, whose product is annotated as survival motor neuron domain containing 1. Bases 308 to 907 code for a protein of 199 amino acids. The record is from RefSeq and is a predicted model, not a curated record. The transcript has 6 exons. Gene Ontology annotation, cellular component: precatalytic spliceosome; cytoplasm; nucleus. Gene Ontology annotation, molecular function: RNA binding. Lineage: Eukaryota; Metazoa; Chordata; Mammalia; Artiodactyla; Camelidae. Gene Ontology annotation, biological process: mRNA processing; regulation of alternative mRNA splicing, via spliceosome.